Molecule: messenger RNA, 2037 nt
Organism: Trifolium pratense (red clover)
Lineage: Eukaryota; Viridiplantae; Streptophyta; Magnoliopsida; Fabales; Fabaceae
Product: cytochrome P450 704C1-like
Exons: 5
Coding region: 109-1677 (522 amino acids)
Molecular function (GO): heme binding; monooxygenase activity; oxidoreductase activity, acting on paired donors, with incorporation or reduction of molecular oxygen
Source: RefSeq, a predicted model, not a curated record
GGAUGGUCCAAAUUUCCUUGGAGCAUGCUAUAGUUUUCUUUUAAACAGUCAAAAUCAAUAAUUACUCAGAAUAGUUAUAUAUAGAACUUAAAAUAAUCUACUUUUUCUAUGAUCAAAAUUCAUAGCAACAAAAAAAAAAUGGAUGUUUUGUACACUCUGUUGACUUUCAUAGCCUUCUCUUUUCUAGCAAUUUUCAUAGCCAUAUGUUUCAUCAUGAUGCCAAUUUUCAAAGGAAAAUCCAUAGGAAAUCCAAAAUAUGCACCUGUGAAAGGCACAGUGUUCAACCAACUUUUCUACUUCAACAAACUCCAUGAUUAUCAUACUCAAAUGGCCAAAACUCAUUCAACUUUUAGGUUUCUUGCUCCAAAUCAUAGUGAGUUAUAUACCAUAGAUGUUAGAAAUAUUGAACAUGUAUUGAAAACCAAUUUUGAUAAAUACUCUAAAGGUAAGUAUAAUCAAGAUAUUAUAACUGAUCUUUUUGGUGAGGGGAUUUUUGCUGUUGAUGGUGAUAAGUGGAAGCAGCAGAGGAAAGUUGCUAGCUAUGAAUUUUCUACAAGAGUUCUUAGAGAUUUUAGUUGUUCUGUUUUUAGAGAGAAUGCAGCCAAAUUGGUCAAAGUUAUAGCAGAAUUUUCUCAUGAGGGUCUGAUUUUUGAUAUGCAAGACUUACAAAUGAGAUGUGCUUUGGACUCAAUAUUCAAAGUUGGGUUUGGAACAGAAUUGAAUUGCUUAGAGGGAUCAAGCAAAGAGGGAACUGAAUUCAUGAAGGCCUUUGAUGAAUCAAAUGCUCUAAUUUAUUGGCGCUAUGCUGAUCCAAUUUGGAGUCUAAAGAGGUUUCUUAACAUUGGUGGUGAGGCUAAGCUUAAGCGCAAUGUGAAAUUAAUAGAUGAAUUUGUGAAUGGAGUCAUAAACACCAAAAAGGAACAGUUGGCACUUCACCAAGAUUAUAAUGUUAAAGAAGAUAUACUAUCAAGGUUUUUAAUGGAAGGAAAGAAGGGCCAAAGCCAAACAACUAUAAGUGAUAAGUAUUUGAGGGAUAUAAUUCUUAACUUUAUGAUAGCUGGCAAAGAUACCACUGCAAACACUCUUUCAUGGUUCUUCUACAUGUUAUGUAAGAACCCUCUCGUAGAAGACAAGAUUGUGGAAGAAAUAAAAGAUGUCACUUGUAGCCAUGAAAGUGAACUCAACAACAUAGAUGAGUUUGUUGCCAAUUUAACAGAUGCUAUCCUUGAUAAGAUGCAUUAUCUUCAUGCAGCAUUGACUGAGACAUUGAGAUUGUACCCUGUAGUUCCUGUGGAUGGAAGAAAUGCAGAUGCACCUGAUGUUCUUCCUGAUGGGUACAAAGUGGAAAAGGGUGACGGAGUGUACUACUUGGCCUAUGCUAUGGGUCGAAUGUCAUCCAUUUGGGGGGAAGAUGCUGAGGAAUUCCGUCCUGAACGAUGGAUUAACAACGGAAUUUUCCAACCCGAAUCGCCAUUCAAAUUUGUAGCAUUCCAUGCUGGACCUCGUAUGUGCUUAGGGAAGGAUUUUGCAUACAGACAAAUGAAAAUAGUAGCAAUGGCUAUUCUUCAUUUCUUCAAAUUUAAAUUGGCAAAUGGGACACAAAAUGUGACUUAUAAGGUCAUGUUUACCCUUCACUUGGACAAGGGUCUCCCUCUCGAUGCAUUUCCAAGGUCAUGAUCACUCAUGAGUGAGGUGACAUGGAAAGCAUAGCAGCUCAUUAUGCAGAGUAUUUCUAGUGUUUUAGAUUUUUAUGGAGGGAGAGAAAAUUAAAUGUGGAGAAAUGUGAAAUUCGAACCCGAUCACUUUAAUAAUAUCCUCAAUAGCUACCAUUUGAGCUAUACUUAUGAAACUGCAAUUUUUCUAUUAUAAUUUAGAAACGAGAGGUAUUAUUUUAAAAUGUAUGAAAUAUUAGGUACAGUGGGGGGCCACAAUUUUAAAGCCCUUGUGAUAUUAAAGGUUUGCACCAACUGGCAAUGGCAACUGCACACCCUUCCAACUGUCCUGCAAAAUGCCACACUUUUAUGCUACUACUAGUUA